Molecule: messenger RNA, 1419 nt
Organism: Plasmodium vinckei vinckei
Lineage: Eukaryota; Apicomplexa; Aconoidasida; Haemosporida; Plasmodiidae
Product: 6-cysteine protein
Exons: 1
Coding region: 1-1419 (472 amino acids)
Biological process (GO): symbiont entry into host
Cellular component (GO): cell surface; plasma membrane
Source: RefSeq, a predicted model, not a curated record
AUGAUGAAGCAUCGAAGCAUUUUCGUGUAUUACUGUUUCUGCUUCUUAUUGAAAUAUGUAGCCUUUAGCAAUGUAACAAAACCUAAUACGAGAAUAGGGCACUUUGAAAUUUGUGAGAUAAAUACAUCUUCAGGCGAUGUCGAAGAAUGUGUUUUAGAAAAUGAAUUUGGGAAAAUAUUUUUAUUUAUUUGUAAUAUUGAUUAUAAUGAGAUGACAAAAAAUAUAGUGCUUCCAUCAGAAUGCGCUAAAAAAACAUAUAUAGACCAUGUAAAUCCAAAUGGGACAUCACCAGAAGUUAAUACUUAUGAUAUAUUUCCAGACUUGAUCGGAGCAAAUGAAUCCCAAUUUCGUGAUAAGUUUUAUUUUUAUGGGACCCCAUAUUCAUCUAAAGACAUUGAUUUUAUAUGUUUAUGUUUUUCUGAAACAAAACCAGAUAUAAAACAUAUAAUGAAAAUGAGUUUUAAAAAAAUGACAAAAAAAAUAAAAGGAUGUGAUUUUGGAGAUAAUACACCAAUGAAAAAGGAUUUAACAAAUGGGAAAGCAUUAUAUGAAAAUUCUAGUUGUCAUAUAUAUGCAUAUCCAGGAGAUGUAAUUGGAAUAAAUUGUUAUAAAAAAGACAUUAAUAAUAUUUAUAAUAAUAAUUUAGAAUUGCGUCCAAAUAAUUGUUUUCAUAAUGUUUAUUAUGAAAAUGAUAUAUUAUUAUCGUCAAAAAAUUUAAUACCUAAUUCUAGAGUUAUACCAGAUCCGAGUGAUGAUGUUAAACUGUCCAAAACGCAUUCAUAUAUGUCCUAUAUUAUACUCCCUGAUGAAAUAAAUCAAAAUGUUAAAAUUAGUUGUUCAUGCAAAAGAGAUGAAUAUGUUGGAACUAUGUUUUUAUAUGUAAAUACAUCGAAAAAUAUUUUAACGCCCACUAGCACCAGCACAGAAGAAUCUGCUCCUUUGAAUGACCACUACAUUUCAAUUGGAGAUAUGUGGGAUAUGGGUUUGCAUGAAAACCCUGAGCAAAUGCAAAGCAUUAUUAACCAUCACGCAAAUAAAAAAUAUUAUGAACAUAUGAAAAUUUACAAAAGCAAUAAAAUGGAUUCUAGUGAUGAGGAUGAAUCGAAUGAGCAACCACACAAUGGCAAUAGAGCAAAUAAAGAUUCUAAUGAUAAUGAGAAAAUGGCUAGAAAUAGAAGGCAAAAAAAUAAUUCUCUCAAUCAUAAUAAUUACCAUAGUAAUCAUGAGGAGGAUGACGAUGAAAUUAAUAUAUCUACUCAUGAUAAAUAUUAUGAUGAUUAUCAACCGGGAAGUAAUAGGCCUUUGAGAAAGAAAAGAACGUUUUGGCAAAAUAUGUUUGGCACCUCUUCUUCUUAUUAUGAGGCCUUUACCUAUUUUCCAAUCCCAUUUAUUAUAAUUAUCUAUAUGUUCCUCUUUUGA